UCUGCGCUGCACGCACUGCUCAGCAGCUGCACGCUCUCUCACGUCGUGCAGCGUUUUGACUGAAACAGAGAGAACAGCCUCCCUGGUUCGACUGCGCGAGGGAGCAGAACGCGUGCGGGCUGUAAUGGCUGCCAGGGGAGAGUGAGGAGGAAGACCACAAAUGAGGAAGAAAGAGGAGGAAGAAAGAGAAAAAAAAAGAAGGUGAGCAUGAAAAGAUGACAACUGCAGCUUCCUCCCCGUCGUCUCCUCUGCUGUGGCUUCCUUCUCUGCACGGAUCGCAGCGAGGACUAGGAUGGUAAGCAGCCAGCCGAAGUACGAGCUGAUCCAGGAGGUGGGGCGUGGCAGUUACGGCGUGGUCUAUGAGGCGGUGGUGAAGCGCACGGGGGCCCGGGUGGCGGUGAAGAAGAUCCGCUGCCACUCGCCGGAGAAUGUGGAGCUGGCUCUGCGCGAGUUCUGGGCCCUCAGCAGCAUCCAGAGCCAGCACCCGAACGUCAUCCACCUGGAGGAGUGCAUCCUGCAGCGGGACCAGCUGGCCCAGAGGAUGAACCACGGAUCCAGCUCCCCGCUCUACCUGGAGCUGGUGGAGACGUCUCUGAAGGGCGAGAUCACCUUCGACCCCUGCUGUGCCUACUACUUGUGGUUCGUCAUGGACUUCUGUGACGGGGGCGACAUGAAUGCCUACCUGCUGUCCCGCAAGCCCAGCCGCAAGACCAACACCAGCUUCAUGCUGCAGCUGGGCAGCGCCCUGGCCUUCCUGCACCGCAACCAGAUCAUACACCGCGACCUCAAACCAGACAACAUCCUCAUCUCCCAGGCCUGCACGCCGGCCGGUUCCACCGAGCCCACCCUCAAAGUGGCCGACUUCGGCCUGAGCAAGGUGUGCUCCACCUCCGGGCUCAACCCGGAGGAGCCGGCCAGCGUCAACAAGUGCUUCCUGUCCACGGCGUGCGGGACGGACUUCUACAUGGCCCCGGAGGUCUGGGAGGGCCACUACACGGCCAAAGCGGACAUCUUCGCCCUGGGCGUGAUCAUCUGGGCCAUGGUGGAGCGCAUCACCUUCGUGGACGUGGAGACCCAGAAGGAGCUGCUGGGGAGCUACGUGCAGCAGGGCUCCGAGAUCGUACCUUUAGGGGAGGCCCUGCUAGAGAACCCAAAGAUGGAGCUGCUGAUCCCCGCCAGGAAGAAGAGCAUGAACAGCCACAUGAAGCAGCUGAUCAGGGAGAUGCUGUCGGCCAACCCUCAGGAGCGGCCCGACGCCUUUGAACUGGAGCUCAGGCUGGUCCGCAUCGCCUGCAGAGAGCUGGACUGGGACACGUGAUGGACGAGCAAACGGCACCAGAGAACUCCGCCGAUCAAGCACGUGUACACAUCUCAUUAGCUACUAGAUCACAUAACAGGGGAUGGUUGUUUUCUUUUUCUUUUUUUUUUAAACUCGGGAACAAUAAUUAAAAUAGUCAUUGUUUGUGUCCUGGCUUAACUUCAUUCACUGUCCGAGCACAUGCAGUCCUCUACUGGCUGUGUCUUUUAUACUGGAGGGGGAGAGGUGCGACACCCGCCGCUGCUCCAAAUUGCAGCUUAGUCUCAGGCUAAUCACAUCACAGCUUCCUCUUCCUCCUUGCAGAAUCACUCGAGCGUUGCUGAACGAGCAAAAUGACCCCAAAAAGUUCUGGAUUCAAAGAGAAGAGAAAGUCAAAGUUAAAAACUGAGACAGUCUGUCUACAAAUACCAUCCUGGACUCGGUGCUAAUUGUUACUAAAUGCAAUAUGAGACAUUAUCCUGUGAUCAUUACAGCGUACAUUUAUCCAAAGGGCCGGCAUUAAAACACGAUCACGUCGAUGUGUUGGAUGUUGGGAGGCUUUGACGGAACCUGACAAACUUUAAAACUGAUUUCAGCCUGGUACACGACCACCAGCAUUCAUAUUAACAUCAAGAUUCAAUUCUGUUCUUGGCAUUAAAUGCAGUUAUGCCCUGAACGCUCAGGUAAAUAAAACAUACAGCAUGGUGGUAUUUGUAGACACAUGUCUACUGUCAAGGUCAGUUUUGCUCAGACGUCUGAGAGGGGGGGAAAAAAACAAAACAAAUCUUCGGUGCUUGAAGAUAACCUUUUUUUUUUUUUUUUUCUUCCUGUAGGCUGCUUUGUUGGUUUUUAUGAGCGGGGAACAUUUUUAUCAGUUAGCAACCAGCCAGCAGGUGUUGGAUUUCCCCUCUUUCUGCCCUUUACAGUUCUCGAGAUAAGCCGACUGGUCCCAGACACGCCCCUAACCAGUGUACCAGAAUGUAGAACGAUGGAGACACGUCACCUUUAUUUGUAAAGAGCCUUAAACACAAAACGCUUCAUUUGAAUUACAAAUCGCUUCACAAAGUUAAUGAGGAAGACCGCUUAAAUGAUAAUACUGGUUUAUUACAACUUGGUUCUUAUUUUCAUAGUUCCAGCCAUAGUAAUAACCAUAAAUGUUUGUAAUAUGUGAAAACAUUCUCGCUCUACACGUUGUUUUUCACCGCUGUCUCUCUCUCAUUCUUCAGAUACAGACCAUUACAUUCUAAGAAUAAAAUGACAAAAAUCUCAAAAAAACAGUCCACUCAGCCAAUCACCGAUAUAUUUGUCAAAUCGCCAAACAGCGUUAAUUGUCCCCUCUCUAAGCCCCGCCCCUUAUAACCACUGUUGCUAGGCCUGUUAAACUCACUAUAUUAUAGUAUGGCAUGAAAUGUUUAUUACCAAAAUAUCCUGGGGAAUUUACUUUCACUUUCUGCUCUAAAUAAACCGGUUUAGGUCAUCUGAUGGCUCGUUAACAACCGGUCUGAUCGGCCGUGUCUUGCCCCAUUGUUAACAUAACCGAUAGAAAAUAAUGUCCCAAACUGUGACAACAAAACCAAAGUUGUAAUAAACCAGAUUUAUCCUUUUUUUUUAAUCAAGAAAACCCGAACAACCGAGCACACUACAACAAAGCGAACAGGUUGGCAUAAGUUCAAAAGACUUUGUGGAGAUACUCUCCCACACGUCACAAACAAAUCCCUAUGUUGCUUAAAUGUAGAUUUAAUUAUCUGAAGGUUGAGCUGCAGUGACAUGAAUAUUCACAUCUGGGUCCAUUUAGACCUGAAUGAGUGUUAAAAAAAAAGAAAAAAAGAUUCAGUGAAUGUCACUGAAAGCACUUUUUUAUUCUGUUGUUUAUAUUUAUUCCUCAUAACUACCUGCUGCAUUAUGUGGAGGAGCUCUGUGAGGCUGGGUUCAGCGUGAUAACUGCAUCGGCAUUUGUUUACCGGGCGAAACACAAUGUCAGCCAACAGUCUACUUAUGCAUGCAGUGCCUCUCACCUUCAGGGAAGAAGUGAGAGAAGACACCAGCGCACACAAUCCUCCAUGAGC
Anoplopoma fimbria (sablefish) is the source of this 3363-nucleotide messenger RNA. It is a transcript of the gene pdik1l, whose product is annotated as PDLIM1 interacting kinase 1 like. The record is from RefSeq and is a predicted model, not a curated record. Lineage: Eukaryota; Metazoa; Chordata; Actinopteri; Perciformes; Anoplopomatidae. Gene Ontology annotation, molecular function: ATP binding; protein serine/threonine kinase activity. Gene Ontology annotation, cellular component: autophagosome; cytoplasm. Gene Ontology annotation, biological process: protein autophosphorylation; autophagosome organization; positive regulation of autophagy. The transcript has 3 exons. The coding region runs from base 293 to 1318 and encodes 341 amino acids.